Messenger RNA from Cladophialophora yegresii CBS 114405, 570 nucleotides. Its product is annotated as acetyltransferase. Lineage: Eukaryota; Fungi; Ascomycota; Eurotiomycetes; Chaetothyriales; Herpotrichiellaceae. Gene Ontology annotation, molecular function: protein-N-terminal amino-acid acetyltransferase activity. The transcript is spliced from 2 exons. Gene Ontology annotation, biological process: N-terminal peptidyl-methionine acetylation. The coding region runs from base 1 to 570 and encodes 189 amino acids. Gene Ontology annotation, cellular component: NatB complex. The record is from RefSeq and is a predicted model, not a curated record.
AUGCCAACUAUAAGACGGGUCCAGCCAUCGGACUUGUUCCAUCUGAACCUAUGCAAUUUGGACCCAUAUACGGAAAAUUAUGACUUGAAUUUCUACCUCACGUACCUGAUGAGAUGGCCAUCUCUCUUCCAGUGCAUUGAAGAACACGGCCAAAUUGUGGGCUACAUCAUUGGCAAAGUCGAAGAGUCGCCCAGUCACCUACUGAACACGGAGCAUUACUUGCCUUGGCAUGGCCACGUCACGGCCUUGUCCAUAGCGCCGCAAUACCGUCGACUAGGAUAUGGCAAGCUAUUGACGGAAUCUCUGGAGAAGGCAUGUAACCAACAGAACGCCUGGUUUGUUGAUCUCUUCGUGAGAAAGAGCAACAAGAAUGCCAUCACAAUGUAUGAGAGCAUGGGGUACUCGACUUUUCGGACUGUAGUUAAGUACUAUUCCGACGAUCCAACUGGUAUCUCAAAGAACGGAGAGGAUGCGCUGGAUAUGAGAAAGCCACUGGAUCGGGAUGUCGACCGGAAGCAUGUUAGAGAGCGCGGGGAGGAUUUCAAGGUCGAUCCGGAGGAUGUCUUCUAA